Messenger RNA from Thalassophryne amazonica, 1395 nucleotides. RefSeq names its product complement C1q tumor necrosis factor-related protein 7. Gene Ontology annotation, molecular function: protein binding. NCBI's taxonomy places the organism in Eukaryota, Metazoa, Chordata, Actinopteri, Batrachoidiformes, Batrachoididae. Bases 338 to 1225 code for a protein of 295 amino acids. The record is from RefSeq and is a predicted model, not a curated record. The transcript is spliced from 3 exons.
UCACGCAUGAUGUAAUGGAAGUUAUUCAGUGCAGACGGAAUGCCCUUUUAUGCAUGUACGAUGAUACUUGUUUUGCCUUGGGAAGUUCCUGAGGCAGAGAAGGGAGUGGAUUAAAGUGGAAGGAGGGAGCGUUCGAUGGAGUGAAGCCAGCAGAGCUGCUGCACUCUGCACACUGUCAGCAACCCAGCAGCUGAGCUCUGCACGCAGACAUUAGACGGCAGAGCAGAAAAAAGACAUGAAAACCAUGUUCACUCAGGAUUCACAUCAUCAAAAACACACCGCUCCGGCAGGGGAGGACCAAGACACCGAACUGUGAGAAGACUGAUCAGCAUUGCAGAUGAACUGCUGCCAGCUGUGGGAUGUGAAGAUGUGGGCCUUGAUGGGAGCAGUCUGUCUAUGCCACUGUGUCUUUGGACAGCUGUUGGAGGCCAAACUGAAAGGAGCAACGCGCUUGAUCUGCAGUGUGCCCGGAUCGCCCGGACUGCCUGGCAAACCCGGUCCCAGUGGGCCUCCUGGAACUGAUGGGAAUGUGGGUAUUCCAGGACGAGAUGGCAGAGAUGGUAGGAAGGGUGAAAAGGGAGAAAAGGGAGACACAGGGUUAAAAGGUAGAGUUGGCCCAACAGGCAAGAUUGGCGAGCGAGGGGAUCGUGGACCCACUGGGAAACGAGGGCCUGCAGGCGAAGCUGGAGAUGUGGGCCCACUUGGUCCCCUUGGUCACAGUGGACAAAAAGGGGACAAGGGUGAACAAGGCCCACCUGGAACUGCAGGAAUCUGCAAAUGUGGAAGCCUGUUGCCAAAAUCGGCUUUUUCUGUUGGCAUCACCAGCAGCUAUCCUACAGAGAACACACCCAUCAAAUUCAACAAAGUCCUGUUCAGUGAGGGUGGGCACUACAACCCGCAGACAGGGAAGUUCAUCUGUGCAUAUCCGGGCAUAUAUUACUUCUCCUAUGACAUUACUCUGGCUGAUAAACACUUGGCCAUUGGGCUAGUGCACAAUGGCCAGUAUCGUAUCAAAACAUUUGAUGCUAAUACAGGAAACCAUGACGUGGCAUCUGGAUCCACUGUAAUGUAUCUGAACCCUGAAGAUGAGGUGUGGCUGGAGAUCUUCUAUCAUGAGCAGAAUGGUUUAUUUGCUGACCCAGGCUGGGCUGACAGCUUAUUCUCUGGUUUCCUCAUCUAUGCUGACACAGAGUAUUUUGAUGCACUGGCAGAGGACUAUACAUAAAACCUGGACACAACACAACAAAGCUGUCAUCACUACACUUUAAUGUUUAUUACACAUACUAUGGUAUGUCAACCUAUAUUUUUGUACAAAAUAUAUGUAAUAUUAUACUAUUACUACAAUGACAAUCUACUGAUUUGUUAUUAGAUUACUUUUAAAAGCUUGAAUAUGUU